AUGGGGCAUCGCGUCGCGCCAGGGCCCACCACCAGUGACACGACAGUCGUCGACGCCGCGCUCUUGUCCCUGAUUCGCGCGUGGCAGCCUCGCUACCGACUCGUUGUUGUCGCUGGCCUCGUGUACAUGUGGCUGUCGCUCGCGUGCAGCGUGUACUUUUUGUCCCUGACCGUGCCGAGUCUCAGCAGCGACACGUGGUGGCCGCACUACAACGUCUCGAGCUACGAGGCGUACCUCGUUGACGUUGUGAACAAUGCGCUCGUGACGCGCAAGGCCGGCUUCCUCGACGUCGAGAGCGCCGCGCCGCUCGAAGCAACGGUACCGACGCCGGCGUAUGCCCAGCAUUUGAUUUUCAACGAGCUCAACACGGUGACGUACGCCAUCACAAACCUUCGGACGCUCCAAGCAUCGUGGAGUCUGCGCAUGAACACCCAGUACUGCUACGUCGACUUUGAAAAGAAGUUUGAGAUCGCGCACACGCGUUUACGACAAGCGCGGUGUGCGACCAAGUACGUUGCGAAUGGCGCCGUGUACCUCGAAGCACUGCUCCGCAAUGCCAACUGGACAGCUUUUGAGUUUGCAUGGGGCCACUACUUUAACGUCGCGGUCAAAACCAGCCUCGAGGCCACGCGGGACGGCCGCUUGUGGCUCGCAACCACUACAUCGGCGCGUGAGACGACCUCGAUCGACCAAGAAAUCGCCGUUUGGGAGAACGCCAACCUGACGCACUUUACACUGCAAUGGCAAAACCGGUGGCUCACUGGCAUCUCGGAGACCAUGGCCAUCCAGAACGCUCUCGGGUCGAACCAAGAGGUGACGCUGAAGCAGCUCCCGCGUAUCUCGGGGCCAUGGACGUCCUUGACCUUGUACUGGAUCCCGUACAACACGAUGUGGCUCAUGUCGACACUGAAUCGGAGCCUCGUGUUUGAUAGCGCCAACUACUUUGGCGCCAAUCUCUCGGCCUCGAUGCCCGCCGUCUCGAUCGAAGCAUGGGCCAACUUUUACCCGACACCGGGCAACCAGUCGGCGGUCGUGCAGGCGUCAAUCGGGCCGCUCCCGUCGGUCGACACGUGGUUUCUCGCUGCACCGCCAUCCUUGCUCGCGUUUCACCAGUCCUUUGUACUGCUCUUGGAGUCGGUGUUGGCUGACAACAUUGCAUUUCAGAGCUUGUACGAAGCUCUACCAAUAACGAGCGAGUGGACACCCGUGCCGUCGGCGUGGGCACGCGACAGUCCUACAUACUAUGGCGGCAACCCCAUGUGCGCGUCGCAGCCUCCAACAUUGUACGUGCAGGAUACGGUGAACCUCGACGCGCCGUGCCCCGGGAACGACCCGUCGCCGCUGACCAUUGCAUCGACGCGGAACGCGCUGCUAUUUGCAACUGUCCUGUACAAUGCGUCCAUGUCGACCACGUCGCUCUGCGCUUUUGAUGCCGCGUCGUCGACGUGCAGCACCGUGGUGUCGAUGUUGCGUCAACUCGCCAACCUGAUCGAGCUGCCAACCGCACUGCAAGUUCAGCGCGAUGCGGCGAUCCUCGACACGGCCUCUGUCGGCGCCGAAAUCGUCCAGUUUGCAACGCAUGCCAAUAAUGGUAGUUGGGCACUGCUUCGGCAGCCGCUUCUCGAAAGGUCGUCGAGCUGGCGCUUUUACGGCUGGCUCCUCGUCCACGAUUGGAUCUUGCAUCAACGCAGUGUCGUGGCGCUCGAAGGGGAUGUCGGUCGUGUCACGCUGAUCUCCACCGUGCACCCAUCGUACGGCGACGUCGCGAGUUUGGAUCGGACCAACGCGGUCGAAUCGGCGUCCAUGGGUGUCUACUACUUGCUGACGUACUUUUCCGGUCUUCAGUGCGCCGUGGGCGCGCUCGUCACGGUUUACGCUCUCAAGACGCGUCUCCGCGUCGUCGGCCGCAAUUUGUUUUUCUUUCAUCGCGCGGUCGGCGCUGUCUGGAUCGGCCGACCGUUUCUCCUCCUGCGCUCCAUGGUCGCGAUCGCGAUCCUGAGUACGUCCCAGACCGCGCUGCACACCAAUGCACGUCCAAGGUUUCAGUUUGCGCCACGGUCCUAUGUGGCAACGCUCGUGCUCGCGGGCGACACGACGUGGCUCCUUUACAUCGUGCUCGGCAUGACCAUGGUGCACACCACGUACGAAGCCAGCGUGUACGGCCCGAUUGGAAGUCUCCUCGCGUGGCUCGGCACGGUUCUUCUCGAAGUGGCGGCGCCCAUUCGCACGAUGACGCGCCUGCAGCGGCAGUGUUCGAGCGUCAACAUGGACUUUGCCCUCGUGUGCCACAGCGGCACCGUCUACAUUGGCAACACCAUCCGCCUCCUGGAGCUGGUGGGUGUUCAAGUGCUGGCGGCGCUGGCGGCGGUCGCCAUCACGUCGCGCACGCGGCAGUACCGACGCCACGCGUCGUCGCCGAUCGUCGUGGCAGGGGCCGCCGACGCCUACUUCCGCCCCCCCAGCACCCACGAGUGGAGCAUGGACCCGGCGUCGUGUGCGAUGACGGGGCUUCUGACGCUCACGCUGCGGGGGGUCGCAUACACCUUCGAUAUCAAACUCUGGCUCCUCCUCCAAGAUACGCGGUCGUCUACCCACCAGCGGUCGCUUCGGCCUCACCGGACCGGGAUCACCGACGCCUGCGCUCCGGCGUUGACUGCAGCGGCGGGGCCUGGGUCCUGGGCCGCGCAUGGGUUUUGGGCCGUCGCCGGCCUCUGCUUUGUGCUCGGCAGCGUCGUCACGAGCGUCUCGUACAUGCAACUCGCCAACGUCAACUUGGCCAACGAUCUGUGGUGGGCGACGUUUUCUUUGACGGGCGCCCAUGCGCUGUAUGCGAAUUGGCUCAACCAGCAGCUCCUCCUUGGCUUGACGAGCCAAGUGACGGACUUGACGCGAGAGGAUAUCCUUUGGCCCAGCCUCUUUCCGGACGCAAGCGCCAUGAUCGGGUCGUCGGCGAGCUACGGAGCGCGGCUGCAAUACACCCAGCUAACGGUGAUCCAAGACGCCAUUCAAGGACUUCGCGCCACGAACGGAUGCGACGCGCCGUGGAUCUUUACGGCCUACUGCUAUGUAGACGUGCACCAGCGCUGGGAGAUGGCCGCCUCGGCCGCCCGCCAGCGUCGCUGUGCGACAAUGACCACCAACGGCGCUGUCUAUUUGGAGCUCACACUGCGCAACAUUGACAUGUCGGCGUUUUUACGCUGCUGGGGGGAUGCCUUUGGAACCGCUAUCACCAACGAACUUGAGCAAUCGACCGAGGGCUUGGCAUGGCUCGAGCAGACGCUGCAGGUGGGGUCGCCGCCAUUUCAUGUCGUGGCCGAUGAGAUAGCGUAUUGGCGCCGCUUCAACAUGAGCCACUAUACGCCGCAAUGGCAAAACUUCAAGCGCAUUGGCAUCACAAACCACUACCGCAUCAUGAACGCGUUCGGUGUACUGUACCCGUUCACGCUGCAGACCCAGCCGAGCGUGUACCGCAUCCCAGCGCAAACGAGCUUCAAGAUGUACUGGGGCCUCGCCAACGACUUGGUCCGCGACAAGAAUGCGACGACCAGCCUGCUUCGGUCCAGUCCACACUACCGCUAUGCGAACGCGUCGAUGGAGUCGCAUUUGAUAUCGCACCAAACGCUCACGACGCCGUUCAACGCUGUGUUUUCGCUUGUCCGGUCCUUGCUCGGACCCUUUGGCACGAUCGAUGUGUACUUUGUACCGGUGCCACAAGACGUCUUGUCGAUUGUCCGGUCGAUUGCCGCGAUCGGUCGGGCGACGAUUGCCACCGACCAGACGCUGCAAGCCGCUUUCUUUGGGUUUGCCACCAGCAGUGCCGUCCACCCCGUGCCGGCCGCAUGGCUGCAAACACGCUUUCUCAACGCGUACGGUGGCUCGUUUCUCUGCAGCGAGCUCGCGCAGAGCGGCGACAACCGCGUCGUCGCCGGGAUCGUCAACCUCGCGAGCUUUAGCCUCGUGUGCUCCUCGAACGGCAUCUACACGCAAGUGCAGCCCAACCGCGAGUAUAUGGUCUUAUCAGCGAUUCUGUCGGGCAUCACGUCCGAGGCGAACCUGAAUCUCAGCGCCAUUUGUGCGCAAGAUGCGACCAAUGCGGCCGGCUGCCUUUUGUACCUCGACCAAACCAUCCGAUUCACGCGCCGCCUGUUGCCGCGCGUGCCGCCAGCGCUCGUCACAAGAGCGACGUCGCUUGUGUCUGCCCUCGAUAUUCAGCUCAUUCAGUUCGUUGCCAACGCGCCGUCGGACCCGCUGUCGCUACUGGCUGCCAACAUUAUGGAUCCGGACGACACGUCCUUCCAUUUCUUUGGAUGGUGGUUCCUCUGCGACUGGGUGCUUGGGCAGCGCGAUGUCCUGCGCUUCACCGGGGACGUCGGCAGCCUCACAGUCCUCAGCGAGUACAACGAGCCUCUGCAGCAGCCCGUUGCGCAAUGGCAGUCGCCUCGUGCGAUCGCGAGCUACGCCCGGUCGGGCGUUCUGUAUGUCAGCGGCGUUCUUGUCGCGGUCGCGAUUGGUGUCGUCCUGUACAUCAUCAAGAGCCGCGGGCAAUUCGAGGGCGGCAAUGUCUUUGAGAUCAACCGCGUCGGCGCGGUGGUGUGGGUCGGGCGACCCAUGCUACUGCUGCGAUCGAUGACCGCCAUUGCGCUUCUUUCGACGGCGACGCUGGAAUUGGACUUUUCGGGCUUUCUGACACGGUUCGUGGUGCCCCCCACGCCUGUGCUCACGACGCUUCUCGCCGCCGGCGAAGUCACGUGGUUCUCCACGAUCGUCAACGAUGUGGCCAUGGUCUACACGCGGCAAUAUACGAGCUACUACGCGACGCCGAAUGCAUGCUUGAUCUGGCUCAUGACAGGCACCGCGAGCCUGCUCCGGCCGGUCUCGCACUCGGCCCACAUUGAAAAAGCGUGUGGUAUCGGCCGCAUGGACGAUACCGUUCUCUGCGACAGCGGGAUCCUUGAAAUUGGCAGCCAAAGUCGCCUGCUCCUGCUGCUCGUGACGGUGUGUGCGUCGAGUCUGCUGACGUAUCUGGUCGCGCGGUAUUUUGUCGAAUCGCCGGCGUCCAACGUCGUCGCAUCGCGCUAUCUCUAUGCGGGCGCCCGCUAUCUCUUUGUGUCGGCACCGUGGGUCCAGAAUGAGACGUACUAUCUGGACCGCGCAUCGGCCUUGCCCACGGGCAUUCUCACGUACCAGAGCAGCUGCGACGAGAUCGUGGCGCUGGACGUGAAAGGCUGGCGCGUCGUGCGACUUCCCCUGCACACCACGUCGCUGCCCCCCGAGUCGUGGCUGGCGGCCCGGGCACAGUAUGCACUUCCAUUGACCGACUGACUCUUUUCUCAAGUCUCAUUUUUUACUACAAUGUAUGGCUUGCAGACACA
This is a messenger RNA of Saprolegnia parasitica CBS 223.65, 5372 nucleotides long. RefSeq lists its product as hypothetical. The transcript has a single exon. The record is from RefSeq and is a predicted model, not a curated record. Lineage: Eukaryota; Oomycota; Saprolegniomycetes; Saprolegniales; Saprolegniaceae. Bases 1 to 5322 code for a protein of 1773 amino acids.